AUGGCUUCCUCUACACCUCCCUCUGGCUCUGCAUCCACUGCUCACCCUCUACCAUCCUCUGGCUCUCCAUCCACUGCUCACCCUCUACCAUCCCCUGGCUCUGCAUCCACUGCUCACCCUCUACCAUCCUCUGGCUCUGCAUCCACUGCUCACCCUCUACCAUCCUCUGGCUCUCCAUCCACUGCUCACCCUCUACCAUCCUCUGGCUCUGCAUCCACUGCUCACCCUCCCACUCCCUCUGACUCUGCGUCCAUAGACAGACUGCUCCAGCAGAUUCUACGACAUCUGGCUACGCAGCAGCAGCAGCUGGACAGGCUAGAGCACGGGCAACACAACAUGGACAUCCAAGUUUUCCUGCUCAAGGACCAACACCGAGUGCAGGCAUUGCACUUUGCGAAAAGCCUCGCACGCUUCAAUGCACCAACCACGAACCAGGGUUGGCUUUUAUUUCUUGCAUUUUGUUUCGUCUGGGGCACUGUAGUUUCAUUAUGGCAGAACUGGCUGUUCGCAAAGCAGGCAUCUCUUGUCAAAAGUCAUCAGCAGCUAACGACAGCUAUGUUUGGUAUAUACUUAUGGCUUUUUAGUCGCGUGUUGCGUGAGAAGAGGCAACCCAAGUCAAGAGUUUCCCAGGCUCCAUGCACAACCUCGCCCAAAACGAGCUACCUAAUUGCGCAGCGUACAAGAGCCAGCAGAGCCUUAGCUGGUCAAGUCUGCGACCACACAGCUACAGGACAUGCCUCCUACUGCCACAGAGUGAAUUUUUUGACGUCAGACAUGCUACAAGAUUGA
This is a messenger RNA of Protomyces lactucae-debilis, 789 nucleotides long. RefSeq lists its product as uncharacterized. The transcript is spliced from 2 exons. The record is from RefSeq and is a predicted model, not a curated record. The coding region runs from base 1 to 789 and encodes 262 amino acids. NCBI's taxonomy places the organism in Eukaryota, Fungi, Ascomycota, Taphrinomycetes, Taphrinales, Protomycetaceae.